CAUACUAAGGUUUUAGUAUAUUCUUUGGACUAUAUAUAUAUAAAUACUCUCUCUCUCUCUUCAUAGAAUUUUCUCGUAAAAUUUCAAUCUUUUUUUCGCAGAUAACGAAAAAGCGAUAUCAAUCUCUGUUCUUUAUCAGUUGCUUGAGCUAUGGGAAAGAGGAAGUCGAAAUCAAAGCCGCCUCCAAAGAAAAGAAUGGACAAACUUGACACUGUCUUCAGUUGUCCUUUCUGUAGCCAUGGCACCAGUGUCGAAUGUCGCAUUGAUAUAAAGAACUUGAUUGGGGAGGCAAAUUGCAGGAUUUGUCAAGAGAGCUUCAGCACCACUGUUACAGCACUGACAGAGGCCAUUGACAUAUACAGUGAAUGGAUUGACGAGUGCGAACGUGUGAACAACCUUGAAGACGAUGAUGGUUCUUAGGUUCUAGUGACUCUGCUUUAGUUGUGUAGGCAGUAGCCUGAGAUGAUCUAAAGCCGACUUUAGCUUUGAUGUUAGUUCUGUUGAUAUUUCUAUGUUUCAUUACUAAAGUUGUACUUGAAGUUGCAAAAGCCUCUUGGGUUUGAUAAAUAAGCUCCAUGUGUGACAGGCUUUCUAUGUUCAAAUAAUUUGAAAUAGAUUAACGUGAAUUAUAUUAUGAAUGUGCUAUUA
Solanum pennellii is the source of this 648-nucleotide messenger RNA. RefSeq names its product transcription elongation factor 1 homolog. Gene Ontology annotation, molecular function: RNA polymerase II complex binding. The record is from RefSeq and is a predicted model, not a curated record. The transcript is spliced from 5 exons. Gene Ontology annotation, cellular component: transcription elongation factor complex. NCBI's taxonomy places the organism in Eukaryota, Viridiplantae, Streptophyta, Magnoliopsida, Solanales, Solanaceae. Gene Ontology annotation, biological process: transcription elongation by RNA polymerase II. The coding region runs from base 151 to 420 and encodes 89 amino acids.